GUUGUGGUGCUGUGGGUGGGCACCAAUAAUCACGGUCACACUGCUAAACAGAUCUGUGGCGGCAUCAUUGACAUGGUCGAACUCAUCUAGGACAAGCUGCCGAAGGUUUGCACUCUCGUACUGAACGGGACCCCCGGUUUAGUUAUUUUCAAUGUCAUCCGCAAUGUUUUUAUCACAAGGCAGUUUUGCAAUGAUUAUGCUUGUUAUUUGCUUAGGUUUUUAUGCCUCUUUCAUACCACAAAUGUGAGUUAAACCAUUGUAAUGGGAAAUUAUUAGAUUAAUUAUUUUCUUGUAUUUGAUUUACUGUUACUAAGUACUGAUGUUCCUACCUUUUGACCUGUUUAACUGGCAGUAUCAAAUGUCUGCCAGUGUUGAAUGUUAUGGUUAAAGUUUGCCACCAGACUUCGCCGAGGACACACUGAUCAUUUAGCUGUGACACGGUGUGAUUCUGUAGCCGCUGAUGUUGUGACUUCUUACAAGCCUCUGGGUGUCACGGUUUCGGCAGAGGCUGCUCCUCCUCCUUGUUCGGGCAGGCUUCGGCGGUCGUCGUCCCCGGAGUACUAGCUGCCACCGUUCGAUGUUUCAUGUUUGUUUGGUUUUGUCUGUUUGUACACCUGUCCCUUGUUAGUGUUUGAUUUGGUUGCCUAUUUAGUUUUCGUGUGUGGGGGCAGGUGUUAUGUGGUAUUGUUUAUUUGUCAAGCUGUUGCUCUUUGAUAUUACUCUCAGGAUUGUUGUUUUUCCGAGAGUCCGCACUGUGUGCGCUGUCGUCAUUUUUACGCACUGUGUGUGUUGUGCAUACUUUGUAUUUUGCCUCCCGGUUGGGUUGGCUGUUCGCCUGUUUGGUGCUGUUAUUUUUGUGACUAAAGUCUGUUGACGAACGCCCGUGUUUCCUGCGCUUGAUUCCUCACCGCAUCUACACUCAGCUACUGACACUGGGGCUGGUGUUUGCAGAACAUUUGGUGCUGUGGGAUUAAUACACUGAACAAAAAUAUAAAUGCAACAUGCAACAAUUUCAUAUAAGGAAAUCAGUCAAUUGAAAUCAAUUAAUCAGGCCCUAAACUAUGGAUUUCACAUCACUGGGCAGGAAUAAAGCCAUGGGUGGGCCUGGGAGGACAUAGGCCCACCCACAUUUGCAGCCAGGCCCACCCACUGGGGAGCCAGGCCCAGCGUUAGAGGCAGUUUAUGGUAGAGAAAUUAACAUUAAAUUCUCUGGCAACAGCUCUGGUGGAUAUUCCUGCAGUCAGCAUGCCAGCUGCACGCUCCCUCAGCUUGAGACUGUGGCAUUGUGUUGUGUGACAUUGUGUUGUCCCCAGCACAAGGUGCACCUGUGUAAUGAUCAUGCUGUUUAAUCAGCUUCUUGAUAUGCCACACCUGUCAGGUGGAUGGAUACUCUUGGCAAAGGAGAAAUGCUCACUAACAGGGAUGUAAACAAAUCUGUGCACAACAUUUUAGAAAUAAGCUUUUUGUGCAUAUGGAACAUUUCUGAGAUUUUUUAUUUCAGCUCAUUAAACAUGUUGCGUUUAUAUUUCUGUUCAGUGUAUAUAUGCACAUUCUCAGAGAAGCCCAUUAGACAUUUCUCUUGGCUUCUUCUCUGGAGAUGUUCUCCAUGAAUUCUUGUAAUAAACAUAAAUUAUUUUGAUUCAUAUGAUCGACUGCUCUCCCUUUUGUUCACCUGGAAAAUCUCCUUUACAACCAUUAACCUUUAUGAUAACCCAAACCUAAAUUAUAAACUGCAUACUUAUGGUCUCCAUUAUCAUUGCUGACUAUAUUGGCACGUUUGUCCUUUAUAGCAUGGACAUCUAGUGACUAUCAUGCACAGGACGUUGGUGGGACCUUAAUUGGGGAGAACGGGCUCAUGGUAAUAGCUGGAGCUGAAUCAGUGGAAUGGUAUCAAACAAGUGGUUUUCAGGUGUUUGAUGCCAUUCUAUUUUCUCUGUUCCAGACUUUAUUAUGAGCUGUUCUCCUCUCAGCAGCUUCCUGUGCUAUCAUGUAUGUUUCCAACCACAGGGAGUGCUGCCCAGGGGUAAGAUGCCCAACCCCAUGCGGGAGAGGAAUGCCCAGGUCAACAAGCUGGUCCAGGAGGCCGUGUCCUCCCUCUCCCACGCCUCCCUCCUCAACGUGGACCCCGGCUUUGUACACUCGGACGGCAGCAUCUCCCACCAGGACCUGUAUGACUACCUCCACCUCACCCCUCAGGGCUACCAGGCUGUGUGCCAGCCGCUACACACCCACCUCAAGGGCCUGUUGGAGAAACAGGCCAAAGACCAGCUGAUGGAGAACUGA
This is a messenger RNA of Coregonus sp. 'balchen', 2283 nucleotides long. The record is from the annotation of a GenBank genome assembly. NCBI's taxonomy places the organism in Eukaryota, Metazoa, Chordata, Actinopteri, Salmoniformes, Salmonidae.